AUGGCUCCCCAAUAUUUGACGCAAGCAGAGGUGUCUCGCCACACACAUGCCACCGAUGCCUGGAUUAUCAUCAAUGGAGAUGUCUGGAACGUUACUAGCUUUGCUAAAAUGCACCCAGGAGGUGAAGAUGUCAUCACGGAGCACUACGGAAAAGACGCUCCUGAAGUCUACAAUUCCGUCCAUGGUCCAAAGCUUGCAAUGGGCUAUUUUGGAGCCAGUAAACUAAUGGGAAGAAUCCCAGAAUUGGCACCAGCUCUGGAUCAGCAGUCUUUGGAAAACCCCAAGGUCGUAAAAAGUCUUACACCUCUUGAAUCCAUCAUCAACCUACAAGACUUUGAAGAUGCUGCGAGAUCUUGCCUAAACGAAGAUCCUGGGUAUACGUUUCCGGCGCCUCCAAUGACUGCUACACAGCGUCCAAGAAUGCUGAGAUAUAUCAGCACAGUAAUACUGGGUCACCGCUUUGACGUCCCCAUAUUCAACGCUCCUGCGUCCUUGGCUAUGCUGACGCACCCGUCGGCCGAGGUUGGGUUGGCAAAAGGACUUUCAGCGUCUGGAAGCACUAUUAUAAUGCCUACCCUUGCCUCGUAUUCGCUGGGCGAGGUCGUCGAGGCUCUGCCCCAGAACCAUCCCUCCUUUUUCCAGCUGUACAUUCCCCGCGAUACUUCAGCAUUGGCCAAGCUCUUGGACGAGAUUCGUCGUGCUUCACCGAAGGCUGUCAUGAUCACGGUGGACCUACCUGUAUUUAGUAAGCGGGAGGCCAACGAGCGUUACGAAAUGAGAAUCGCGAAGGGAAAGGGCCAGCCAAAGGACAAGAAGCAGAACAAGCAAUCCCGCGCCGCAAGCGCAGCAAUCAGCCCAGACGUCACAUGGGUCCAUGUCAAAACAAUCAAGGAUACGUUGGGAAUACCAAUCUUUGUCAAGGGGAUCCAGUGUGCCGAAGAUGCUAUGGAAGCCUUUGAAAGUGGCUGUGAAGGAAUUUAUAUAUCUAACCACGGCGGACGUGGUGUCGACACCUCGCAACCAACGCUUCUGACUUUAGCGGAGAUCAAUAUCAAGUGUCCACAGCUCUUGUCCCAGAUGAGUGUUUUCAUUGAUGGAGGUAUUCGUCGAGGCACAGAUGUUUUCAAAGCCAUCUGUCUCGGUGCUCACGGAGUCUGUCUUGGCCGACCCUUCUUCUAUGCUCUAAUGUACGGAGAAGAUGGAGUGCGCCAUCUGAUGAACAAUCUCAUCAGUCUUGCGAGACGAGCUGGAGAACGUCAUGCAACUGUGUGGAAUCCAAAGGUUGAGUGA
Fusarium subglutinans is the source of this 1290-nucleotide messenger RNA. Its product is annotated as cytochrome b2 mitochondrial. The transcript has 3 exons. The coding region runs from base 1 to 1290 and encodes 429 amino acids. Lineage: Eukaryota; Fungi; Ascomycota; Sordariomycetes; Hypocreales; Nectriaceae. The record is from RefSeq and is a predicted model, not a curated record. Gene Ontology annotation, molecular function: oxidoreductase activity.